AUGGAUUCUUCCUCCGCCGCACGCCGCCGCAUCAACGCCAUCCACUCCCAUCUCGUCACGUCUUCUCGCUCUUCCCCUCUCCUCCGCUCCAAUCCUACCGCCGGCGAAUUCUGUCUUGAUAAUGGCUUUAGUGUUGUGCUUCCCGAAAAACUGAAUACUGGCAAUUGGAAUGUCUACAGAUCUGCUCGAUCUCCGUUCAAGCUCGUUAGCAGAUUCCCAGAUCAUCCUGACAUCGCCACUCUCCAUGACAACUUUGAGCAUGCUGUUCAUGAUUUCCGGGAUUACAAAUAUUUAGGAACUCGCGUUCGCGUGGACGGAACAGUUGGAGACUACAAAUGGAUGACAUAUGGAGAAGCUGGUACAGCAAGAACUGCUCUAGGUUCUGGUUUAGUUCAUCACGGAAUCCCCAUGGGAUCUUCUGUUGGGAUUUACUUUAUCAAUCGCCCAGAGUGGCUCAUUGUUGAUCAUGCUUGCUCUUCUUAUUCGUAUGUCUCUGUUCCUUUGUAUGAUACUCUUGGCCCUGAUGCUGUAAAAUUUAUUGUCAAUCAUGCAACUGUGCAAGCCAUAUUUUGUGUGGCAGAGACUUUAAACUCUUUACUUAGCUGCUUGUCGGAGAUGCCAAGUGUACGCCUAGUGGUGGUUGUUGGAGGGUUGAAUGAAUCUUUGCCUUCGCUUCCCCCAUCCGAAGGAGUGAAAGUUGUAUCAUAUUCGGUGUUACUGAAUCAGGGUCGCAGUAAUCCUCAGCCGUUUCUUCCACCGAAACCCGAUGAUGUUGCAACCAUAUGCUAUACAAGCGGAACAACUGGGACCCCCAAGGGAGUCGUAUUGACUCAUGCAAACUUGAUUGCAAAUGUGGCUGGCUCCAGUUAUAGUGUGAAAUUUUUCUCCUCAGAUGUAUACAUUUCAUAUCUUCCGCUGGCACACAUUUACGAAAGAGCAAAUCAGAUCCUAACAGUGUACUUUGGAGUUGCUGUUGGAUUCUACCAAGGGGACAACCUGAAACUACUGGAUGAUUUGGCUGCUCUGAGACCUACUAUAUUCAGCAGCGUCCCUCGAUUAUACAACAGAAUAUAUGAUGGUAUCACUAAUGCAGUAAAAUCCUCUGGUGGGCUGAAGGAGAGGCUCUUUAAUGCUGCCUAUAAUGCAAAGAAGCAGGCGCUCUUGAAUGGAAAAAGUGCUUCUCCCAUAUGGGACAGAUUGGUCUUUAAUAAGAUAAAGGACAGACUUGGAGGAAGGGUUCGUUUCUUGACGUCUGGGGCUUCACCUCUGUCUCCUGAAGUGAUGGAAUUUUUGAAAAUAUGUUUUGGAGGAAGGGUAACAGAGGGAUAUGGAAUGACUGAAACAUCAUGUGUUAUAAGUGGUAUGGACGAGGGUGACAACCUCACCGGACAUGUUGGCUCUCCUAAUCCAGCCUGCGAAGUAAAACUUGUGGAUGUCACGGAAAUGAACUAUACAGCAACCGAUCACCCCCAUCCCCGCGGCGAAAUAUGCGUCAGGGGUCCUAUCAUUUUCAGAGGCUAUUACAAAGAUGAAGUUCAAACGAGAGAAGUGAUUGAUGAAGAUGGAUGGCUUCACACUGGAGAUAUAGGCCUGUGGCUUCCCGGAGGACGUCUAAAAAUUAUUGACAGGAAGAAGAACAUUUUCAAAUUGGCGCAAGGAGAGUAUAUAGCUCCAGAGAAAAUCGAAAACGUCUAUGCCAAAUGCAAAUUCGUAGGCCAAUGCUUCAUAUAUGGUGAUAGCUUUAAUUCAUCAUUGGUCGCUGUUGUAUCGGUUGAUCCAGAUGUGCUGAAAAGCUGGGCUGCUUUAGAAGGCAUUAAGCAUGGAGAUCUGAGAGAAUUGUGCAAUAACCCGAGAGUGAAAGCAGCAGUACUCGCUGACAUGGACUCUAUCGGAAGAGAAGCUCAGUUGAGAGGCUUUGAGUUUGCAAAGGCUGUGACAUUGGUGUUGGAGCCAUUUACGUUGGAAAAUGGCUUGUUGACUCCAACAUUCAAGAUUAAGAGACCACAGGCAAAGGAAUAUUUCGCAGAAGCUAUAACAAACAUGUACAAGGAGCUUGCUGCUUCUGAUCCCACUGCUAAUAAAGCUUUGUGA
Messenger RNA from Microthlaspi erraticum, 2091 nucleotides. The record is from the annotation of a GenBank genome assembly. NCBI's taxonomy places the organism in Eukaryota, Viridiplantae, Streptophyta, Magnoliopsida, Brassicales, Brassicaceae.